GAUGAGUAGCAGGGAAGUCGUGGUUGGAGAAAUGGACUCAGAUAAUAAGACCGUAGCUGCCCUUGGUCGACCUUUCACCCUGGGAAUGCUCUAUGAUGCUCGGAGAGAUAAACUGAUCCCAGGUUUGACAUUGUGGGAUGAUAUAACUCCACAAGGCAAGAUAACUGAAAGCUCUCAGCGCUAUAGUGCAUUUGACAUGACUGCAUCUGACUCCACUGAAUCCAAGUGCACUCUGCUGGAUGUUGAUGCUUCUCUGAAGGCCAGUUUCCUGAGUGGACUGAUUGAAGUUGGAGGAUCUGCCAAGUAUCUGAAUGAUAAGAAGAAAUUCCACAAUCAGAGCAGAGUGAUGUGUCAGUACAAAGCUACCACCAACUUCACGCAGUUAAUGAUUGAACAACUAACCAUGCAAACCCAACAGAUGGAUGUCAUUCAGAAGAGCUCAGCAACACAUGUAGUCACAGGCAUCCUUUAUGGGGCAAAUGCUUUCUUUGUGUUUGACAGUGAGAAGUUAGAGGCCAGCAGUGUUCAGGACAUCCAGGGCAGCAUGCACGCUGUGAUAAAGAAGAUUCCUACAUUUAUAGUUGAGGGGGAAGUUGAGAUUAAGCUGACUGAUGAAGAAAAAGCCCUGACACAGAAACUCUCCUGCAAAUUCUACGGAGACUUCAUUCUUGAUAGCAACCCUGCAACAUUUGAAGAUGCAGUGAAGGCCUACGUACAACUCCCAAAGCUACUGGGAGAAAAAGGAGAGAAUGCUGUUCCAGUGAAGGUCUGGCUGAUGCCACUGAAGAAUUUCAAAUCUGAAGCUGCUGAGUGGACAAGAGAGAUCAGCAAUGGACUAGUUAGGAAGGCGCAGUAUAGUCUAGAUAAAUUAAGGGAAAUAGUAAUGAGAUGCAACGAUUCUCUGGAAGACAAAGUGGUGGAGCAGUUUCCUAUGAUUCAAGAAGAGUUGAGCACUUUCCAAAAAUUGUGUGGUUAUUAUGCAUCCAACCUCGAGCAAACUUUGGCAAUGAAACUUCCCUCCAUCCGUGAAGGAAAAGAAGAUGAGAGCUCACUGAACAAACUCUUUGAAGACAGAGACAAGUCACCAUUCAGUCAGGAAAAACUAACCCAGUGUCUGGAUCGUAAAGAGAGAGAAAUCAACAUCAUCAGAUCCUGUGUAGAUACCAUGGAGGGAAUAAAGAUCGUCCCAAAUCAGUCAGAGCUGGACAGACAGGUUCUUGCUGCAGGUGUAGAAGAUGCUCUGUGCUUUGUUUUCACUUCAGUGGGAAGGGGUGAUACCGACCUUGAUGUGAUGGCCGAUUACUUGGACUUCCCUAAAUUAGGAAGUACCAAUGCAGAUCCAUGGUACUACUCAGAUGAAGUUGUCACCAAAAUGAGAGAAAAAGCCGAAGCUUUCCAUCAAUUUGCCAACCCACUGAGGAACAACAGUCGAUUCUGUUUCCUCAUAGCAGCCAUUGCAAACAAGAAACACACAGGAGCAACCAUCUACCAUUACAAGAACGGCAAUCUGGUCAGUGAAGAUUUUUCAAAGCCUGUCCUCCCUCCUGUGGAGAACAUCACAGACAGAAGAGAUCUGAUCUGGUAUGCCUGUGAUCUCAACCUGGACCCAAACACUGUGAACAACAACCUCACUCUGUCUGAGGGAAACAAGAAGGCAACACAUGGAGCAGAGCAGUCAUAUCCUGAUCUCCCAGAGAGGUUUGAUAAACAUACUCAGGUGUUGUGCAAAGAGAGCUUAGCUUGGCGACAUUACUGGGAGGUGGAGUGGAAUCAUUGUUCUGACGAAUCUAUUCAUGUUGCCGUUGCAUACAGUGAAAUUGAUAGAAAAUCAGACCGUCCAGGUCGUGAAUUUGGAGGAAAUACCAUAUCAUGGGUUUUUGGCAAAUAUGGUAAUUCUACAAGUGGGGAACACAUAUUUAAGGCAUGGCAUAAUAGUAAGGGCAUGUGGAGCAGUCCUUAUCCCUCUGAUGGGUGUAACAGAGUUGGGGUGUAUCUGGACUGGCCUGCUGGCACUCUGUCCUUCUACAGAGUCUCCUCUAACACACUGAGGCACUUCUACACCUUUCACACCACAUUCACUGAGCCUGUUUACCCAGGAUUUUUGGUUCGUAACGCAUCCAACUAUAUUCACCUGCAUCCAGUUAAAUAAGAGCAAUGACUUGUUAGAUUCUUGGUCUGUAAAUAGCGAUAUGAGUUUAGAUUUUAGAUUAUAUCUUGAACAUGCUUCACAAGUUUAAACAAUGCAUUCAAACCCAGAGGGACCAGGAACAUUGAUGAUGUAAUCAAUAGGUGGCUGUAUGUGGGAUUUUCUGUCAAUAUCUUCAUGUUGAUUUGAUGUGCAGCCUUCUUCUGAAACAGGUUA
Molecule: messenger RNA, 2362 nt
Organism: Perca fluviatilis (European perch)
Lineage: Eukaryota; Metazoa; Chordata; Actinopteri; Perciformes; Percidae
Product: neoverrucotoxin subunit alpha-like
Exons: 4
Coding region: 2-2149 (715 amino acids)
Molecular function (GO): protein binding
Source: RefSeq, a predicted model, not a curated record